GUCCGUACACCCGCAUCCUUGAUGCGCCCAGUAAAGUAGGAGUGGCCGCAAAAGCGGCUGUGGUCUGAGGAAAGCACUGAACUUCUUCUUCUUCUUCUUCUUCUUCUUCCUCGAACCGACGACCGAAUUUUCACCACAAUGGCAACGGCAAUGGCAAUGGCAAUGGCGUCCUCUUCUUCCCUCUGAACUCUUCUCUUAGCAGAACAAAAUUACAGCACCAAAAAAGGCAAGUACCUCACCAUGUCAACAAGGCAAACUCACCUUCCUCCUCGUCCUCGCUGCCCGAUUCAAAAGAAAACAACUGCUGGUUCAAUUAAUGGUCCUAUUGUACCGACCCCACCUGUUAAUGAAUUCUUUCUGCAUCAUGAUAAUUCUUCUUCUCUGAGUUCUGGGUUGGAGGAAGAGCCUACAUGGCUUAAUGAACUAUUAAGCGACCGUGAAUCGAAUUCCAGAGGCCAACCGCUGCGACGCUCAGCUAGUGACUCUGUCACCAUUCUGGAUGGUCUUGCAGACUCACUGGGGAGUCUGUGUAUUGUCAAAGAUGUGGAGAAUUCAGUUGGAAAUGAAACUUGUGAACAAUGGGAUCCGUCUUGCAUUUAUGGCCCCAACUCACCUAGGAGAAAAUGCAGUUCAGACUUUUCGAACUACAGUAUGGUUUCUGCAUUAUCAGAAUUUGUCCAUCUUCACCAUGGGGCUCCAGUGCACAGAGAUAUUUGUUCUGUUGCUGAGAACUCUUCUACAAAUUUAAAAGGUGACGUUAACGAAUCAGUUAGGGAGAUUAACUCAGAUGAAAAUGCAGCAAAACGGCACUCUGGGCAGCGCUCAAGGGUUCGUAAGCUUCAGUACAUUGCUGAAUUGGAGAGGAAGGUUAAUGUUCUUCAGACAGUAGAAUCGCAGCUGGCAAUACGGGUUGCAUCACUGCUUCAAGAACGGGUGGCUUUAUCAAUUGAGAAUAGCAAAUUAAAGCAGCAGGUCACAAGAGUUCGACGAGAAAAACUGACUGCAGAGGGCACACACCAGGCUCUUAAGAAGGAGGUGGAGAAAUUGAAGCUUGUAUUAGCAAAACUUCCAGACAGAGACAGACAGCAAGUCAACAAGUCAUUUUGGACCAACCAUCUUCUUCCAGCCGAGUAGGUAGGAAAAUCGAACCACGUAUCGAAAGAUCAGCAGUAGAAUCCAUGGGAGAAAACUUGGGAGUUUUGAGGACAUGUCACUGAAAUGCUUGCCUCCUGCCACUGUUCUGCCAUUGGCAAUUAUUUUCUGCCAAUGAAAUGGAAACUGAAAUUUUUUUUUACUGAUCUGAUUUGAGGAAAAGAAAAAAAGAAAAAAGGAAAAAAAACUCUGAAAAUGAACCCUUUGGAUUGGAGUAGCUUUACCUGAAAGAAGGGGUUUGAAGUUGAAUUUUGCAGGAAAUUGGAGGCUGUUUCUACAGCCACAGGGAAAAUUUUAAA
Molecule: messenger RNA, 1451 nt
Organism: Momordica charantia (bitter melon)
Lineage: Eukaryota; Viridiplantae; Streptophyta; Magnoliopsida; Cucurbitales; Cucurbitaceae
Product: bZIP protein
Biological process (GO): regulation of DNA-templated transcription
Molecular function (GO): DNA-binding transcription factor activity
Source: RefSeq, a predicted model, not a curated record